Messenger RNA from Copidosoma floridanum, 1453 nucleotides. Its product is annotated as venom acid phosphatase Acph-1. Gene Ontology annotation, biological process: dephosphorylation. NCBI's taxonomy places the organism in Eukaryota, Metazoa, Arthropoda, Insecta, Hymenoptera, Encyrtidae. The record is from RefSeq and is a predicted model, not a curated record. Gene Ontology annotation, molecular function: phosphatase activity.
CGCGAGGUAUUUACAUGUGUCAAGCACGUCCUCGUCAUCAGUUUGACUCCGAUACUGUAUUGGGAUACGGAGGAUCUCGUUGUGUACAUACAGUGCGUUGGUGUAUAGAUCUGUGUCAAAGAGGUGGCAGGAAAAAAAAAAAAAAAAAAAAAAAAAAAAAACCAUAAAGGCACAUCGAUGAUGAAAUUAAGAGUCGUUCUGCAGUCGUGCACGUCGCUGAUAUUAUUUUUAAAGCUCGCUCGUGCCGACGAGUCCGAGCUUACGUUACGCCAACUGAACGUGAUAUUCAGGCACGGCGAUCGUAUGCCCGAGACCUUUCCCAAGCGAUUUCCCAACGAUCCCAACAUGCACGACACCUACCACCCCAUGGGCUCCGGAGGCCUAACUAACGAGGGCAAGCUGAGGUUGUACCGUUUGGGGGAGCUAUUGCGCCGCAAAUACGAUACCUUUCUGGGCCCCGAGUACGUGGAAGGUGACCUGUACGCCAUCAGCUCCAGCUUGGCCAGGACCAAGAUGUCGUUGCAGCUGGUCCUCGCGGCGCUCUAUCCGCCCUCGUUGCUUCCCAGGAAGAGCAGGUGGCACGAGUUUCUCGAUUGGCAACCCAUACCCACGCACUACUACGACUUCAGGAACGACCAGUUCUUCAACAGGGACAAGUGCCAGGAGUACAUCGAGGAAUUGGCCCGAGUGUGGAACUCGAGUGACGUACGGAGGAAACUCGAGGGGUACGAGUCUUUCUUGGAAGAGCUGAGACUAGGAGCGGGAAAAACGACGCGGAUAACACUGGACGACGUGCUAAUUUUGCACAAUAACUUGAGCAUCGAGAAAAAACUGAACAUGAGCAUGAGGCCGUGGAUGAUUGAUGCCCUGCGGGACGCCAGGCUCGGAGAAAUGAGGAGACUCUAUUACGAAAUCCGUGGCUACGACAACAAACUCCGGAGACUCGCCGAUGGAACUUUGGUCCGGCAGAUGAACAACGACAUGGUGCGUCGAAGCAACGAGUCGUCAAAGUAUCCGCGAAAGGUGACGCUGUACAGCGGCCACGACAAAAAUUUGAUCGGUGUGAUGCAAGCGCUGAAAAUCUACGACUCGCACUUUCCCGAGUUCGGGAGCGCUUUGAUCUUCGAACUGCUCGCUUCGAUGGAUGGACAACACCACGUGAAGAUCUUGUACCACCUCGGUAUUCCAGAAGUGACGAAAACUCUCGUGAUUCCGGGAUGCGAGUCACCCUGUCCUUUGGCGCGAUAUUUGAAUUUGACCAAGUCCGUGGAAAUAUCGGACGAGGAAACGAGCUGCGAAAUCAGGUCCGACAAUUACUUUGCCGACAGUGAUUGAAAAGCUGAAAAUAAACCAACGACAACAAAAAAAAAAAAAUCGUUUUCCACUGUACCUGAUCUAUGUACGCAGGAAUUCUCGAUUUGUAUACAUACGCAGUGGCCUUGAAAUAAACUAU